GCUAAAAAGAAAAUCGUGGAAAUAAAUGGCUGUAUUAUGGCGGUCCUUUUCCCUUUACUCCCCUUUCCAUCUUAGUGUCCCUCCCAAGCCCAUUUAUUCAUAUUCCUCUCAAUCCUCCUGUACUUGCUCUUCCUCCUCCUCCAUGGAAGCCCCCCCUCAAGGUUACAGGAGAAAUGUGGGUAUUUGUCUCAUCAAUUCCUCCAAAAAGAUUUUUUCUGCCUCGAGACUAGACAUUCCCAGUGCUUGGCAAAUGCCUCAGGGUGGGAUUGAUGACAAUGAAGAUCCAAAAGUUGCAGCCCUCAGAGAAUUAAAGGAAGAAACAGGUGUUAGCUCAGCUGAAAUUCUCGCAGAGGUACCUUAUUGGCUGACAUACGACUUCCCACCAGAAGUCAGGGAAAAACUGAAACAUCAGUGGGGAUCAGACUGGAAAGGUCAAGCUCAAAAGUGGUUUCUCCUUAAAUUCACGGGGAAAGAAGAAGAAAUCAAUCUUCUGGGUGAUGGGACUGAGAAACCUGAGUUUGGUGAAUGGUCUUGGAUGACACCAGAGCAAAUAGUUGAGCAUGCAGUGGAUUUCAAGAAACCUGUUUACAAUAAGGUUUUGGAAGUUUUCACUCCCUACCUCCAUUGAUAUUUGCAAACAUCACCAUUUCUAAUGUGUUGAGAUCAUAGUUGGAUACAAUAAUUUGGAUUCAGAGUCAGGAUUGAGCACGAUUACUACGGUUUGAUGGUAAGAGGUUAGUUCUUACUAUCUGUAAAAUAAAUGCUCCAUGAAUUUUGGAAUCUAGACCUUGGCCCGGUUGGUUGGUGUUUAUUUUACUUGGACUUGGAUGUGUAAUUUUUCUUUUCAAGUUCUUCCAUGAAAUUGGAAAGUCAUUGGAGGUUCAUAUCUCCAUACUUAUGUUGGACACAAAUAUUGAAUAUGGGUACUUAAAAAAGAAUUACACAGAGAGUUGGAACAA
This is a messenger RNA of Gossypium raimondii (Peruvian cotton), 959 nucleotides long. Its product is annotated as nudix hydrolase 26, chloroplastic. Gene Ontology annotation, biological process: nucleoside phosphate metabolic process; ribose phosphate metabolic process. Lineage: Eukaryota; Viridiplantae; Streptophyta; Magnoliopsida; Malvales; Malvaceae. Gene Ontology annotation, cellular component: chloroplast. Bases 26 to 628 code for a protein of 200 amino acids. Gene Ontology annotation, molecular function: guanosine-3',5'-bis(diphosphate) 3'-diphosphatase activity; bis(5'-adenosyl)-pentaphosphatase activity. The record is from RefSeq and is a predicted model, not a curated record. The transcript is spliced from 6 exons.